CACCGCAACAGAGCACCGCCGCCACAACUGUGAUGGCGAGGGAGAAUUUGAUGAAGGGAACUACAUCACAGGAAGAUCAAUGGAUGGUACAGAGUCAAUGUUUCCGACUUUACGAUAUUGUCUAUCACCUUCCUCCCCAGGCUCAAUCUAUCAAUUUCGAGGUUCUGCGCGAGAAUCACAUUGAGUAUCUUACUGAAAGUCUGAAGCAGCUCGGCCGUAACUUUUGUGUUUUGGAUGCUAACCGACCCUGGCUCUGCUAUUGGAUCAUACAAUCCAUUGCUUUGUUGGGGGAUUGUGUUGACGACAAAUUGGAAAAUGGCUUUAUUGAUUUUCUCAGCAGAUGCCAGGACCAAGAUGGUGGAUAUGGUGGUGGACCAGGUCAGAUGCCUCAUCUUGCAACAACUUAUGCUGCAGUUAAUGCACUUAUUACCGUGGGGGGUCAGAAUUCUCUAUCAUCAAUAAAUAGAGAAAAGCUGUAUGAUUUUCUGUUGCGAAUGAAAGUUGCAAGUGGUGGCUUCAGGAUGCAUGAUGGUGGAGAAGUAGAUGUCCGUGCUUGCUACACUGCAAUAUCUGUGGCCAGUGUUCUUAACAUUUUGGAUGAUAGGCUAAUACAAAAUGUAGGAGACUACAUCGUAAGUUGCCAGACUUAUGAAGGUGGUAUAGCUGGUGAACCUUUCUCAGAAGCUCAUGGUGGGUAUACAUUUUGUGGUUUGGCUGCAAUGGUAUUGAUCAACGAGGCUGAUCGUUUGAACUUGCCUGGAUUGCUUAACUGGGUGGUGUUCAGGCAAGGAAUAGAAGGUGGGUUUCAAGGCAGAACAAAUAAGUUGGUUGAUGGAUGCUACUCUUUUUGGCAGGGAGCUGUGGCUGCAAUAAUUCAAAGACUACAUGUAACGGUAAAUAAACAACUGGGCCUUCCAGAUACCUUUGAGCUCGACUGCAGUACAGAAAGUGGCAAUGAGUCUUCGGACAAUGAUGGAGAAGUAUCAGAGGGGUCUUCUUCGCCAGCAGACAUCUCUGAACCCACAAAAGGAGAAAGCCACAGUGCUUCUGCUGCAAUGGGGUUGAAUAAUGGUUAUGAUUUUAUCAAAAGGCCCACAGGCAUGAAACCUCUUUUCAAUAGCAUGGCGUUGCAGCAAUACAUUCUUCUCUGCACGCAGGAGGAGGCAGGUUUCAGAGACAAGCCGGGGAAGCGGAGAGAUCACUAUCAUACGUGCUACGUUCUCAGCGGACUCUCCGUCUGCCAACACUGCAACAAAAGAGAUUCAGAUUCUCCACCUCUGUCUAGAGAUGUAAUGGGGCCUUAUUCCAAUCUGGUAGAACCUGUUCAUCCUCUGCAUAACAUAGUUUUAGAUAAAUAUUAUGAAGCGUACAACUUCUUCGCGAGAGCCUAGGAAUUUCUAGUUUUUUUAGUUGUAUCAUGAAAAGUAUUAUGUAACAAUCACUUUUAAGUUAUAAUGAGGCUCACCCUUGAGUAAUUGACAUUUGGAA
Messenger RNA from Salvia hispanica, 1488 nucleotides. RefSeq names its product Prenyltransferase family protein (gene ERA1). The record is from RefSeq and is a predicted model, not a curated record. Gene Ontology annotation, biological process: protein farnesylation. Gene Ontology annotation, molecular function: protein farnesyltransferase activity. Lineage: Eukaryota; Viridiplantae; Streptophyta; Magnoliopsida; Lamiales; Lamiaceae. Gene Ontology annotation, cellular component: protein farnesyltransferase complex.